Molecule: messenger RNA, 2367 nt
Organism: Schistosoma guineensis
Lineage: Eukaryota; Metazoa; Platyhelminthes; Trematoda; Strigeidida; Schistosomatidae
Source: the annotation of a GenBank genome assembly
AUGGGUUUGGCUGAUGCAAUUGAAAGACUUAAGAACAUCGUCUACUCGAAGUCCUCUAAGGAUCGUUCAGAAUUCGGCAGCAACUCCCGGGGUUUUGAAAAUUAUGAUCCCACGAGAUUUUAUUAUAUGAAUUGUGGUGAUAAUGGAUCGUAUGUCGACGUCGAGUGUAUCGCUACUGAAGAGUUUAUUCGCGUUUAUGGUGUGGACUUCGACAUGCAAUGUUCUGAUUUCCUCGUUCGACUUUGUUCAUUAUGUGGCUUAGAAGCAGUGGAUUACACUUUCUUAGUUCCUUGCGAGGGCCUUUCUGGAGUUUCAGGCAUCUUUUGGCUUUCUGCUCCUUCGAGGAGUAGGCUUGGCCAUUGGGUUAAUUCUGAUACAACUCAAACAACGCUACCAUCUAUGGUUAGGCUCAUUGCUAAAUGCUGUUUCAAGAAGUCUGCUAAGCUUUAUCAGUAUCCAUUCCUUGACACGAAGUUCAAAUACCCUAUUACACUCCUAAAAACGGGGAGAGAAUUUUUAAAUGAACUGGGACAUCGGAUUACUGUGCAUUUACCAGAAGACUGCACAAUUGUCGUUCGUGGACAUUUGGAUCAACCUAUUAGUAAAGUACUUCAAAAAGUGUCUUCGGAGCGUCAUGUUCAAUUAAGCAACUACUACAUUACUGAUCCCCAAAAGGGAACGAUUUUAGAUCCAAAAGAUACAUUCUUAAAUCAAAAUGCAGAUCAAAUUGAACUUAAAGAACGAAAAGUUAAAUCUAGCAAGAACUCAAAGUCACACAAAAAGAGUCAAAAUGAUGACUCUCUGAUAUCUAAUUUGGAAGUGGAAAUCUCUACUGAAAGUAAGCAUAAGAGGCGUCCAGCACCAAGUGUACCUGCUAAACAACAAAUAACUCAUCGACAUUUAUCACCUUUUGCCGAUGUACCUGACAAGGUACAGUCUUCUAGUUGUGUAACACUACCAAGUAAGAAAAAUGAUAAUAAAAAAUUGGACGAUAAACGAAAUUCAGUCGUUGGAUCUCAGGCAAAUAGGGACUCAAUUAGUAACUGCUCUCAAGAAUUACGGAGUAAAUCAUUCAUUGUGAAAGAUAAAUCAAAUUCACACAAGCGUAAAUCAUCUACCAUGGUGAAUUCAAAUACAAAGAAGGAAUCCGAGAAAAAAUAUCGUUCUCCUGCACCACCACCACCACCACCACCACCACCACAAAUACUUCCAAGUCUCAAUAAACCUGUUAAUGGUAAUGAUCCAAACAUGCCCAAGUCAACACAUAAAGAUUCUCGUAAAUCUGAUUCGCACUUGCUUAAAACGGAUAGUCGCCUAGAUGAUGAAUUCAUAAAAGAAGGCCGCAAAUCAAAUAAAGGCUCAGCGCCCAAAAAUCAUUCUCAAGAAAUAGUUACAAAGCCAAGUGUUGUCGAUGUUGUGAACAAUCAAUCAAAUUCUCAUGAGUGUAAACCAUCUACCACAAUGACGUCCAUUACAAAGAAGGAAUCUGAGAAAGAAUGUCGUUCUGCAAUACCACCGCCACCUCCACCUCCCCCAACACCACCUCCUCCACCUGCUCCAUCGUCUUUACAACGGGACUCCACUAUACGUGCUAAUUAUUCGGAUCCAUCACUUAAAGAUUCAGAUUCAGGAGUGGAACCUACCAAAAGAUUAUCAUCAACAAUUUCAACUAAUCCUAAAAAUAAUUUACAAUCUCCUAGUGUAGAAAUGCUUACAGAAUUGACAAAUGCUUUCAAAUCUUUAAGAAAAACUAACAGUAUAAUGGAUGGUGAAAAUGUAGACUUUUCAAAAAAACUUCCGGUAAAUCGAGGUAAACUUAUUUCAGCUAUUCGACAAAAUCCACCUGAUAAUUCAAAUAAUGCACAUGAUAAAUCGAACAAUGUAAUGCCAUCGGUUAUAGAAUCUGAUGAUUGUUGUUCUGAAUCUGAGAAAGAAUGUCGUUCUGCAAUACCACCGCCACCUCCACCUCCACCACCACCACCUCCACCAGCUCCAUCGUCUUUACAACGGAACUCCACUAUGCGUGCUAAUUAUUCGGAUCCAUCACUUAAAGAUUCAGGAGUGAAACCUGUCAGAAGAUUAUCAACAACAGUUUCAUUUAAUUAUAAACAUAAUUUAAAAUCUCCCAGUAUAGAAAUGCUUACGGAAUUGACAGAUGCUUUCAAGUCUUUAAAAAAAUCUACGAACAUAAUGGAUGCCAAGAAUGUAGAUUUUUCGAAAAAACUUCCUGUACAUCGAGGCAGAAUUAAGUCAGCUAUUCGACAAAAUCCACCUGAUAAUUCAAAUAAUGCACAUGAUAAAUCGAACAAUGUAAUGCCAUCGGUUAUAGAAUCCGAUGAUUGUUGUUCUGUGGACACAUCGUCGUAA